AUGCGUUCACUUCUUCUUAUACUUCUUCUUGUUGGUUCAGCACAUGGUGGCAUUUUGGGACCUAUCAGCAAUUUACUUAAUAAUGUUGGUAAUACAAUCCAAACAGUUACCAAUCAGAUAGGUCAAACAGCUUCAAAUUUAUGGAAUGGUGCUACAAAUCAUGUUAAUAACGUAAUCGGCAAUGUUGUCGAUAGUGCUGGAAAUAUUUACGGACAACUAGUCGACACUGCCAAUGGAAUUCAAUUUGCAUCUAAUUUUCUUUGGGAUAAUAUAUUUGGUCCUGCUUAUGAUCUGUUUGUUGAAGGUGGACAAUUAUUUCUUGAUGAUAAAUUCGGAAAUAUUGUUAGCGCUAUUGGUCGUCGUUCAGUAUUACCAAAAACUAUUCUUUCAGAAAAGUAUACUGAAUUAACAGGUCGUUUUAAAACCCAACUUCAUGAUUUAUAUAACGGUUUAUUUGAAAUGGAAAGCGAAGCUAUAGAUGCUUUACAAAAAGGAGAAAAGAACAUUGAAGAUAAAAUUCGAGCAUUCUAUAAUCGUAUGGAUGAAGUUCAUAAAAAAAUCAAUCAAUUGGCUGCUGAAACCAAACAAGAAUUAGAAACAUAUGCAGUUACCGUUCCAGGUGAAUGGGUACAAAUUCUUCACCAAUAUACUCAAAAUAUUGAUUCACUCGUUGCAACCAUGAGCGAAAUGUUUCAACAAUUAGUACAAAGUUUAAUUAAAAAUUUCGUGCAAGCAGCUCUUACUGUUGUACCAAACGCAUUAACAAUCAUUGAAAAUUUGAAACAACAAGGUCUUCUUUCAUUUCUUCAACAAUAA
Molecule: messenger RNA, 816 nt
Organism: Rotaria socialis
Lineage: Eukaryota; Metazoa; Rotifera; Eurotatoria; Philodinida; Philodinidae
Source: the annotation of a GenBank genome assembly